AUGGCGAUGAUGCUGCUUCCAGUCGCUCUCUGCCUCAGCCUGGUCCCUGUGUGUUUUGGAGCUGCGAUUCCUGUUUCAUGUGGGUCCAUCUACAAGAGUUUUGCUCAGUGUUUACUCACACUAGGAGACAGCUUGGUGGAAACACAAAAGGACCAGAGCUCGCAGGACAUUACUGCAAUCUGCAGGUCCUGGGAUGCAUUUCACGUUUGUGCCAACUCAGCGCUUGCCGGCUGUCCUGGAGAAGCAGCAGCUGUCUGGGAGUCUCUAAGACAAGAGUCCAGGAAGACACAGUUUUCUGGAAACCUCUAUGACAUGUGUGCCAGACUCACAACCCUCCCACCCAGCACUGUGCCUGCACCUCAGAGCCCCCCUACCUCCGAGCAGACAAACCAGGAGACACUGAAGGGACAGACGUACAAACACAGCCCCACCUUGGGCUCUUUGUUGUUCCCUGCAUGCAGCACACUGCUACUCCUGCUCAGGAGUUAGUUCAGUGUUUUUUUUUAAUCUAAGAGGUUAACGCUGGCCCUGAAAGAGUCUUGCAGCACCUGUGCUUCAAACACAUAAGGGUGAAAACAUGCUUCUCAAGUCAGGAUCAGCAUGAUUACAUACUGAUCAUGCAAGGAUUUCGAUAAGUGAAGCUAAAUUAAACUUUUGUUCAGUGGAGGAGAAGAUGCAUCUUAUUUAGGCAUUCAACCAUUUCAAUAUGUUCAUAUUAUCACAUGCAUUGCUCCUAGAAAUAAUUGAAUAGAUAAGCUACUUUUAAUCUGACACAACAUUUCAACUCAAGCAUACAAGUUGCUGUUUGACUGGAUACAUUGGGUUUAUGAUUAAAUACAUAUCAUGCACUGUUUCUUCGUCAUACCUCUGUCAUAUGUGGGUGUUGUCAAAUCUUUACUCUUGUAUGAUUUGACCAGCAGUGCGGUACACCGGUGUUAUGACAUGAGUUUUUAGGACAAAGGAGAUUUUAGGAGUCUUUCUAAUGCCAGGUGUUCAGAUUUGUUUGUGAUCCAAUCAGGUGUGAUCCAGAUUAGUGUUUUACAGGAUGCAAAACAGUUUCAUCAACUGCUUUGAAAAUGAGAUUUGAUUCUGUAGCAUUCAAAACUAUGUGAUCCAUGUGACCCUUCAAAUGUUUUUAACUUUUCUUUUUUGCUUAUUUCUUUUAUUUAUGAACUGAUAGUUUCAGUUUAACUGAUUUACUAACUUUACCUCUUUGGGGGCAAUUAAAGGGAACAUAUAUCAGAGCCCACAUCUCGAUAAAAGAUGUAACACAUAAUUACUUAAGCCCUACAAACUAAGUGCAAUGAACAGAAGUGCAUGCAAAGUGCAGAAGUUGCAUGUGAGUUGCUGUAAGAUAAUUAAUUUGUAUAGCUCUUUGUUGAUACUGAGGGAUCUCUCUUGUACAACCACACACUGCAUUUUAUUCACUGGUUCUCACAUCUUUGUAUAUUUACUGUAUUAUUUUCUGGCUUUGUUUAUUUGCGUUGUUGUAUUUUUCCACUGCACCACACAGUGACGCAUGGCUGUUUGUUUCACUCAGAUUU
Molecule: messenger RNA, 1544 nt
Organism: Notolabrus celidotus (New Zealand spotty)
Lineage: Eukaryota; Metazoa; Chordata; Actinopteri; Labriformes; Labridae
Gene: nrn1lb
Product: neuritin 1-like b
Exons: 3
Coding region: 1-489 (162 amino acids)
Biological process (GO): nervous system development; neuron projection extension
Cellular component (GO): plasma membrane
Source: RefSeq, a predicted model, not a curated record